GAAGUAAGAUGAUCAGAUGAGCAAAUGGACUUGAGAUUGGUGUACAGAUCAUUGAUCGGAAUUUCCAAUUUGCAUCUUGAGAUUUAGUUAACCCGUUACUUGAAGAUUGAGUGACUAGUUUGAUGAGUUGAGGAUUAAGAUGAGAUGAAGAUUGAUGAAUUAAUUGAGGAUUUGACCAACGUUUGAUUGAAGUUUUGAUUUCUUGUAAAACUUCAUCACAUCUUUGUCUUACACUUUUGAGUCUUUUGGGAGCAUGUGGACAAAUGAUAUUAUUACGAUGAUCUAAAUAAGCAUCAGGACAUGAUAAAGGAUGAAGUCGAUCUUUAUUUGAAGAAUGACUCUUUUGAGGAUUUGAAGGUUUCUUUGAGGAUAAUGGUUUUUGAGAUGUUGAUGAUUGCGAUUGUGAAGAUGAAGACUGCUGAUGAUGAUGAAGCGGAUAAGCUGAUUUUGAUGAUAAGUUUGAAUCAGAUUGAAUUGAUUGAUGUAAGUUUCUAUCGAUCGAAGGAAAUGUGAUGAAGAGUAAGAUGAUUAAGACUAUCUUGGGUCUAUAGUAAACUGAUCGAAAGAGUUCUAGUGUCUCUGGAUUUGAAGAUGAGAAGGUGAGCAUGAUGAUGUUGAAUGUUGGAGAAUGUUCUUUUGACUUUGAAUACCAACCAACGAAGGAUGCUCAAGUCACAGCUCACUUUCAUUCAUUCUCCUCCUCACUCCCACUCUAUG
Melampsora larici-populina 98AG31 is the source of this 717-nucleotide messenger RNA. RefSeq lists its product as uncharacterized. Bases 301 to 513 code for a protein of 70 amino acids. The record is from RefSeq and is a predicted model, not a curated record. Lineage: Eukaryota; Fungi; Basidiomycota; Pucciniomycetes; Pucciniales; Melampsoraceae. The transcript is spliced from 2 exons.